AUGACAAUCUCUACUACUCUCCUCCUCUGCGCCAGCACACUUCUUCUCGCCUCUCCUGCUGCCGCGCAAACUUUCCCAUACGUUCCCACGGAGAUUCUCAUGCCCGAUCCAACAUGCGUCGACGGUAGCGUUCCAUGUAGUGCUUCGAACCUAGCGUACAUAUUUCGACAAACAGCUUCGGGCAAUGUUGGAUUUCAAUCCCUCGACUUUUCCAAGAGCAUCGAUGCGGAUGAGGUCAGCCUCGAGCCCGCAAGCAAUGAUACUGUCUUACCUUUUCUCGACGGUAGUUCCAAGAGCACUGCCUUUGGUGCUGCGAGAACAGCGAAUGGCUCUGUACUCGUUUAUGCCGGCGACUGCGAAUCUGGUAGCGGAGAUGUCUGGAGCUUCGACUAUAGCAACGGCCAAGGCGAGUGGUCUCGUCGGGGUCUCAAGAAUGGCGGCGACACCCGUCGUGCACCGUAUUUCCUCGGAGGCACCGUUGCCUUUUCCUCCAGCCUCGCUCCUGACAUGGACCAGCCAACUCUUUAUACUUAUGGAGGAAUGUGCGAAACACCCGAGUCUGGAAGUGAUGCGACGAACUGGCAGAGCAAUGCCAACUACACCAAAUCGAUGCUGAGACUCGCACCUCAUGAUAGCGAUGCUUUUACCUCGUAUGAGAUGAGCGUCGCCUCCAGUGGUGGACCCAAAACACCCAUUGCAGGCUUUACUCUAACUGGUCUCACGCCCUCAAUGACCAAUAAAUCUGGCAUUGUGACGCAGCAGAUGAGUUACGUACUUCUUGGUGGACAUACCAAGACAGCCUUCAUCAACAUGAGCACAGUCGCUGUCUGGAAUCUUCCCGCGGAGUCGUGGAGUUAUGUCAAUAUUCAAGCUCCAAACGUUGAUACACCAAAGUCAGACCUUGCUGUGAAAGAUACGAGCUCUCAGAAUCGUCGCAGGAGCACAAACACUGCUGAUAAUGUCUACAGUCGUUCUGGGCAUACUGCGACACUCAGCGAGGAUGGAAGCUCUAUCAUUGUUAUAGGGGGGUGGGUUGGCGAUGUUAACACCCCCGCCGAACCACAACUUGCCAUUCUCGAGAUGAGCGAGAUCUACAGCGGGUGGCAGUGGAAGAUCCCUGAAGAACAACCUGAGUUCAAUGGGAUCUACGGCCAUGGCGCUGCAGUGUUGCCAGGAAAUAUGCUCAUGGUCUAUGGCGGGUGGGAGUCUUCGGGCUCUUCCUCGCGGAAAGUGAAGCGUCAAGCCUCAUCUGGAACACUUCGUUUCUACAAUAUCACGUCAGGUUCAUGGGGAUCCCAAUACACAAACCCCGCCUCUAGCUCAUCGGAUGAUGAUAACGACGCGCCCAAGGAUGAUGACAAAGGAUCAAACUCAAAGCGCCUUGGCCUCGGUCUUGGUCUAGGCUUUGGUAUCGCUGCACUGAUAGGCAUCAUCAUUGGUGCUCUGUGUUGGUACAAGAGACGCAAACGGCAUAUCAGCAACCGAGAGGAAGCUGUCAGGGCGCUGUCUCAAGAUCCCAACUACUAUAACAACGAAUACCCCGAGAUGAUGGAAAAUGAUCCUUGGGGGCUCGACAGUGCCCCUUGGUAUGGUACUGGUGAAAGCCCUUAUGCUGCUGGCGAGCGAUCUCUAGGCUACGAGUCUAUGAGGGGCGCUCGAAGCGGUCAUCCUGGACUUCACAUCCCACACAAAUCUAUGGCAAGACCGUCACGAGGAGGAUAUAUACCGACGGGACCACGGCCAACAAGUUUCCCGGGUCCAAUUCAUCCGAUUUAUGAGGACGAUGAAGAGGAACCCUAUCAUAACCGAGGCCUUUACGAUCACGUCCCGACUCCUACAUCAGAGGUUCCUUCAGAUCCUUUCCAGACUCCAGUCGCAGGCGUGGGUCCGAAUAAUAUUCCUCACCCCAUCUGCCUGACUCCUGGUGGUAAUAGAGCCUCGGCAACACCUAGCCCUGAGAGCCCACGACAUGAUCCAGAGGUUCAAGAUUGGGUCACUGAGGUUGAUGCUGCGGAAGGACUGCUUGCACGCAUGAACAGUCGACGAAGCCAACACCAGAAUGUACAGAACCUCGAUAGCGCUGAAGGCUUGCUUGCGCGCAUGAAUAGCCGUCGAAGCCAGAACCAAGGAAGCGUGGGUCACAGCCAGGGUCAUUCUUCACCAACGCGGCAUAACUCGACCCGUUCAGCUGCUCUGAGAGAUGAUGAAUCACGAAGCGGAUCAAACUUGUCCGAGUCAGCACGGAGCGCAGCAGAAAGCAUCAAGGCCAAAGCACGUCAACUAAACCCCCUCGCUCCCGCGUUCCUAGCCGCUGGUGCCGAGCACCCUAAGCCAGGCAGUUCGUCGUCUAGUAGUUACAACACAGCCCGCUCGUCAUUUGGUGUUCUUCAAGCAGAGGGUCCUUCGUUACUUAUGGGAGACCGAGGUCCUCGCUACGAUGAUGAUGAGCCUUCGUCGCCGUCCAAGUCAAAGCCACGUAGGGGGUGGCUAGGCUCUCUUCGGCGAGUGUUUUCAGGGGCUAGCACCCCAACAUCGUCCCGCGAAGAUAUGUCUGGUAUACGCCGUUCGUUCGAUCAAGAGCCCGUGGCUGGUGAUUACGAGCCCGGCCUGGUUGGCCUACGUGGCGAGCUUCUUAGAAGGAAGAAAGGUCGACAGGACUGGGAAGGUGUUGAAGGCGAUUCGCAUGGUGCGAUGAUGUCUGGUGGGGCCGGACCCGAACCUGGAGCUGAGUCUGACUGGGAUAUCGAGAAGGCUGUUGAGCAGCGAUUGGUACAGGUCAUGUUCACUGUCCCUCGAGAACGCUUAAGAGUUGUUAAUGGCAACGAGGAGGGAAGCGAUCGAGAGGACGAUGUGCCAAUGGAGCCGCACAAGGCUGAGUUUGUUGAUCCAGAUAACGAGAGUCAGACGUCAGGAGGUGUCCGUAUUCGUGAGAAGCGGGAUGAACGCGAACUUGGACAUGCUGGCAUUCGACAAGUGGCGCAACCAAAGAGGGAUGAUGAGAUUAAUGAAAAGCAGCCUCUUGUUCAGGAUGAUCAAGAGCAGCUGAAUGAGAGGCGUCGUCUUGAGGAAGAGAGACAGCGCCUGACGGAUGAGAAGCGUGCUGAGGAACACCGUCUCGCGGAAGAGCAAUCUCGACAAGCACAACAGAAGGAUGAGGAGUCUGCGAAGAGAGAUCAACCACAACCUACACCGCAAGAACAGCAACCUCCUCCAGAAACACUACAACAAACGAAACCCCCUCAUCUCCAGCCACCUCAACCUCUCUUCCAGCGCAGCUCCCGGGAUUCUUCACCGUCAUCAUCACGUUCUGCCUCCCCUCUACCAUCUCCUGGCCACCCCUCCCACUCAAGACGGCACACACGAGGCAACUCAAACAACUCAGUCGGCGGCUUCCUCCACCCAGAUCUGGCUCCACUAGAGCCACGCUUCUCACACGAAACAGAUCGUUCCUCGGGUGUACUUCUCGAGGCUCAAGCAGUUCCCCUCACACGAGAACGAGCUCGAACACGCGUCUUGGCUAUGGUCGAUAGUUUCGAGAGUCUAAGUCGCGAGAAUAGCCCGAGUCCCACACGGUUCCAGUAG
Molecule: messenger RNA, 3582 nt
Organism: Fusarium subglutinans
Lineage: Eukaryota; Fungi; Ascomycota; Sordariomycetes; Hypocreales; Nectriaceae
Exons: 1
Coding region: 1-3582 (1193 amino acids)
Molecular function (GO): protein binding
Source: RefSeq, a predicted model, not a curated record